CACGGACACGGACACGGAGACGCGCCGUGCGUGCGCGCAGCCCGCCGAGGUAAGUCCAGCCCCCAGCAUCCAGCGGGGCCAUCCUUCUGCUGCUGGAUUUUUCCAGCCGGAGCAUCCUGCCGGCUCUGCCGUGAUUUAUGGAAAGCGGUUUCUGACGCGGGGCUUUUUCUAUUACGACACUGACCCACGGACUGGAGGAGGCAAAGCUGCAGUCAGGGCAGGAGAAGUGAGGGAGGGGAAGAGGCGGGAGCACAGGGACACGGAGGAGUGGAGAGGACAGAGGGAGAAGCAGGCACCGAGACACUUCAGAGAUGGGUGAGUUAUAACUGAGAGAGCAGGAGGAAAGGCAGAGAAAGGAAGAGAAGGAGAGCCGUGAGGAAGAGAAAGGGAAAGGAGAUCAGAGACUGAGUCAGCCUCCAGAGGGCAAACACCAGGAGACGAGUUCGGGGAACACCCCAGCACACCAAGAAGGACCUGUUCCGUCUGAAUCUUCCCCAUGAGCACAAGGAAGAGCUGCCCCCCGGCACUGGGGCAAGGAGACCAGGAGGAGAAGCAGAGCGAGGGCGCUCCCGACCUGGAGCGACAGGAGUGUGAGAUGGAGCUGAGGAACAAAGCUAUUCUGCAACAGAAGAGGCGCCUCAAACAGGCCACCCAGUUCGUGCACAAGGACUCUGCUGAUCUGCUGCCCCUGGAUGGCUUGACAAGGCUUGGCACCUCCAAGGAUCUGCAGCCUCACAGCGUGGUCCAGCGGCGCCUCUUGGAAGGCAACCUGAACAAGCUGCGGGGCGAGGCCAGGGGUCUGUCUGCACGGGUUCAGUCUCCGCUGGCCAAGGACCAGGAUGAAAAGAUGGAAAAGGGAGAGGACAGGAGAAAAGAGGCUUCACCCCUGCUAAUACAGUGCCAGUGCCAAGGUCAGGUAUUGAAAGCAACUGUUAACACUGGGUGUCUACCAAACCUCAUCUCCAAGAGGUGUUUAAACCAGCUGGGGCUGGAAGAAGUGUCUGCCAUGGACUGUGGAGACCUCUCUCCUCCCAUCCCCAGCGUUGUUGGCCGAGUAGAACAUUUGGAGUUGCAAUUUGGCCAGGAGACAGUGCUGUGUUCAGCGCUGGUUGUAGAUGAUGAAAUGCUGGAGUUUUGCAUUGGCCUCCAGACUCUGUUGUCUCUUAAGUGUUGCAUCGACUUGGAGGAAGGAGUGCUGAGAUUUAAAGCACUGAGUGAGGAGCUGCCUUUUCUACAUGCCUCUGAAGAGCCUGGUCAGUGACUGGCUGCAUUCCCCAUGUCUGGAGACUUGCUGACAUGAGAGAGAGAUGAGGGUGAGGCUCCCAUGCCCCAAACCUUGCUGAGUUCUAGGCUGAGGCAUUCAAUGGGGAGUGAGAAAAAGGCAAGUGGGUGCUGGAAGCUGUCACUGGGAGUGCCUCAACUUGAGAUAUCCCUCCUUUCAGUGGACCCUCUUGCUUGUCCUGAUGUGCCAAGUGGGCAUUUUGUUCUUGUUCUGCUAUUUGGCACUAGUCACUCCAAUUUCUGGUUCUGUAAUAAAUUUAUGCUACCCCUUUAAUGACUUUACAACACACUCUGUUCACAAGAGAGUCUCUGUGAACAAUCUAUCUCCAGUUGUUCUGUUGACAGGAGAACAGCGUUUUCUUCAAAGACCUCCAAAGAUUACCACAAAUGUUUUCCUUCUCAUUGCCUCAAUGCCAGUGUACACCAGUCCUGUUUCUUUGUCAGAAGGGCUCUGUUCCCUUUGUCUGUACUCUGGGAAGCUGGAUUUUGCUGCUUUUUGCUGGCUCAGAGCAGAACAGAAGUAUUUUCUUGGGAAAACUGUGGCAAAAAGUUAUAGUUCUCAGUUCUAAGAAACCUUCACAGAAAUGUUGAGUGCAGACACCUAAAACACUGACAGGGGCUUGGGCUUUGCCAUUGCAUCUCUGGGCACUGAGCUAUAUUAUAUGAAUGGCAAUGCUUAUCAUCUCUUGGUGUACA
Messenger RNA from Melozone crissalis (California towhee), 1977 nucleotides. It is a transcript of the gene NRIP2, whose product is annotated as nuclear receptor interacting protein 2. Gene Ontology annotation, biological process: proteolysis. The transcript has 6 exons. The record is from RefSeq and is a predicted model, not a curated record. Bases 497 to 1261 code for a protein of 254 amino acids. Gene Ontology annotation, molecular function: aspartic-type endopeptidase activity. NCBI's taxonomy places the organism in Eukaryota, Metazoa, Chordata, Aves, Passeriformes, Passerellidae.